Manis pentadactyla (Chinese pangolin) is the source of this 4864-nucleotide messenger RNA. It is a transcript of the gene VWA5B2, whose product is annotated as von Willebrand factor A domain containing 5B2. Lineage: Eukaryota; Metazoa; Chordata; Mammalia; Pholidota; Manidae. The transcript has 19 exons. The coding region runs from base 746 to 4660 and encodes 1304 amino acids. The record is from RefSeq and is a predicted model, not a curated record.
CUGGAGUCCGGAGCUGGUGCCCGCCAGGUACAAGGACUGCCUGCGUCCCGGGGCGCGGAGGCGGCACCAUCCAUCCUGGUGCCAUCGUGGUGCCCAGAACUCCGCAGAGGACGCGACGGACCCCCUCCUGUCGCUUCCCUAUCUCGUUCUUCCCGACCCAGCUUGACUCUCCACUCCUGCCUGCAGCCCCUCUCAGCGCCCGGGGCAGAUGAGGCGAGGGAGAGAGAGAAAGACUACGACCCUUCGGCUCCCCAUCCUACCUCUGCUGUCCCUCACUGUGCUCGCGGCACCCAGGAAGACGCUGGCCCUUUAAACCCUUGCUCCCCACCCAGAGCAUCUUCCACCUCUCCACCCGCGCUGCCUUCGACAGCUGGCUGCAGCGGGGAGCCCCGAGGGGCCGGUAGGUACGGGGGCGGCGGUGAGGGCCGGGAGCGGGUGACGGAACCGCUGUGACCCGCGCCCCCGCCUCUGGAGAAGCCUGCGGCAGGACUGCUGGGCGCCCAGAGCACCAGUUAAUCAUAAACCCUCUGCUCCCGCGGCGCCCGCGCUGCCGGGAGCUGGGCCCUGCCCUGGCUUCCCAGGUAACGGGCGAGGAUGCCCAUCUUUCCAUCCCCUCUCCCGCCCUCCCUCCCACGCCUGGCCACCUGUCAGCCGCCUCGAGGCCCCUGCUCAGCCUGACGCCCGCUGCAGGUCCGCGUCCUAGAGCCUGAGUUAGAUUCUUCCAACGGGCUUUCAGGAGGGCGGGAUGGGGCGCCCUGGACUCACCCUGUGUACCCCUUCAUCGAGCACCCCCUCCCCCAGGGGCAUGAUGCCCGGCCUGUACUGCCCCUCCAGCUGGACGCCGCUGCCCCUCACGGACUCUUGGGUCCGGGCCUGCGCCAACGGCCCCUGCCUCAGCCUGCGGGCCCGGCUCACCUACCACAACCCGCAACCACAGCCUGUGGACGGCGUGUUCGUGUACCCGCUAGCGGAGGCCGAAGUGGUAUCGGGCUUCGAAGCGGAGGCAGCUGGACGUCGCGUCUCCUUCCAGCUGCAGAGUCGCCGCCGCUCUCAGGCCUCUUGCUGCACCGCGCUGGGCCCGGCGUUGGGGGCCUCAAUGCCGCGCCGCUGCGCGCGGGGUCAUCUUGUGCUGGAUCUGGCCCAGGCCCGGUCCACACUGGUGCUGCCCACUGGCCUCAUCGCUGCAGCUGGCACCAUGACAGUGACCCUGCGCAGCAGCCGGGAGUUACCCUCAAGGCCUGAUGGGGUACUGCGCGUGGCUCUGCCCUCUGUGCUCACCCCACUGGCCCCACCAGGCCCACCGGGGCCCCCCAGGCCUCCGGGGCUCUGUGACGACAGCCCCACCAGCUGCUUCGGGGUGGGCAGCUCUCAGGAGGAAGGGCUGGCCUGGGAGGAGCCAGCUGCCCCUCAGGAUGUGUUCUCAGGCCCUGCCCGCUGCCCCGCCCCAUACACCUUCUCCUUCGAGAUGCUGGUGACUGGGCCAUGCCUGCUGGCAGGCCUAGAAAGCCCCUCUCAUGCUUUGAGGGCAGACGCACCCCCUCAUGCAAGCUCUGCAGCCACCAUCUGCGUCACACUAGCAGAGGGCCACCGCUGUGACCGGGUCUUGGAGAUCCUGCUGCACCCAAGUGAACCCCACCAGCCCCACCUGAUGCUGGAGGCUGGAAGUCUGAGUUCAGCAGAAUACGAGGCCCAGGUGAGGGCCCGCCGGGAUUUCCAGAGGUUGCAGCGAAGGGACAAUGAUGGAGACCAGCAGGUGUGGUUCCUGCAGCGACGCUUCCACAAGGACAUCCUGCUGAACCCUGUGCUGGUGCUGAGCUUCUGCCCAGACCUGAGCUCCAAGCCUGGACACCUGGGCACAGCUACACGGGAGCUCCUCUUCCUGUUGGAUGGCAGCAGUGUAGCACACAAGGAUGCCAUAGUUUUGGCUGUGAAGUCACUCCCACCCCAGACGCUCAUCAACCUGGCCAUGUUUGGCACAUCUGUGCAGCCCCUCUUCUCAGAGAGCCAGCCUUGCAAUGAUGACACCAUGCAGCAGAUCUGUGAGAGUGUUGAGACCCUGCCAGCUGCAGGCAGUCCGCCAGACGUGCUGGCUGCUCUGGACUGGGCCAUGGGGCAGCCCCAGCAUAAGGCCCACCCCCGGCAGCUGUUCCUGCUCACUGCUGCCUCACCCAUGGCCACUGUUACCCACCAAACUCUGGAUCUCAUGAGGUGGCACAGGGGGGCAGCCAGGUGCUUCUCCUUUGGGCUAGGGCCUGCCUGCCCCCAGCUGCUCCAGGGUCUGUCUGCCCUCAGUAGGGGCCAGGCCUACUUCCUGAGGCCUGGGGAGAGACUGCAGCCCAUGCUGGUGCAGGCUCUGCGCAAGGCCCUGGAGCCCGCUUUGAGUGACAUCUCUGUGGACUGGUUUGUGCCUGAUGCGGUGGAGGCACUGCUGACUCCCCGGGAGAUCCCAGCACUCUACCCUGGGGACCAGCUGCUCGGUUACUGCUCACUCUUCAGGGUGGAUGGCUUCCGGCCACGUCCCCCAGGGGGCCAAGAACCUGGCUGGCAGAGCUUGGGUGGCUCUGUGUUCCCAUCCCCAGAGGAAGCGCCAUCUGCCACCAGUCCUGGCACUGAGCCCACUGGCACCUCGGAGCCUCUGGGAACAACCACUAUGUCAGCGGAGCUGUCCAGCCCAUGGGCUGCUGGGGACUCAGAGCAGAAUGAGUGCCCAGGUAUACGUGUGGCUGUGUUGGAGGAGGAGUGGGCAGUGGGGGAAACAGGACUGGGAUCCAUUCUCCUGCUCCCAGCAGGUGCUGAUGCUCUGACAGACCCAGUCACAGAUCCUGGACCCAACCUCUCCUCUGACACAGCCAUAUGGCACCGCAUCUUUCAGUCCUCAUACAUCCGCGAGCAGUAUGUGCUCACCCACUGCUCUGCCAGCCCUGAGCCAGGUCCAGGUUCUACAGGGAGCAGCGAGUCCCCUGGCUCCCAGGGCCCUGGGUCUUCCAAGGGCAGUAUUCCCCUGGAUCUCCCUUCUCAGCAGGGCUGCCGCAGCCUGGCCUGGGGAGAACCUGCAGGCUCCCGCUCCUGCCCCCUGCCUCCACCCCCACUGGCUCCAGUCAAGACUGGAGCCUUGAGUGCUGAGGUGCUGGGUCGUCAACGCAGAGCAGCUUUGGCUGGCCGAAGCCUCUCAUCGCCCCCAGGCCGGGUAUACCCAGUCCCUGGCCACUCCCAGCACCCUUCUCUUGGUACAGCACCAGAUGGGCCAGGCCCUGAGUCAGGGCAGCAGCGGGGACAGGGCCUGGACGACUCAGGAAACCUGCUCUCCCCAGCCCCCAUGGAUUGGGACAUGUUAAUGGAACCACCCUUCUUGUUCACGGCUGUGCCCCCCAAUGGGGAGUUAGCCCCUCCAGCAGUGCCACCACCUCCCCAGGCUCCACACUGCCAUGUGGUGAUCCGGGCCCUGUGUGGGGAGCAGCCUAUGUGCUGGGAGGUGGGCGUUGGGCUAGAGACACUCUGGGGGUCUGAGGAAGAUGGCUCAUUGCCUCUAUCACCCACUGAAAGAGAAGGUGCUUGGGACCAAGCACUCCAUCGGCUGACAGCAGCCUCUGUGGUCCGGGACAAUGAGCAGCUGGCUCUCCGAAGAGGGACAGAGACCAUGGCUGACCAGGGCCGUGCCCGGAGGUCCUGGCUCCGAGCCCUUCAGACAAGCAAGGUCAGCUCUGCCCCCUCCUGCUUCACCUACCCUGUAGCUGUGGAUGCUACCACUAGGGAAGUCUUGCCCUCCGCCCUGCAGGUGCGGAGCUCAGAGCCAGUCGAGCCCCCAAGCACCCUUCCUGCCUCUCAGGGCCAUUUAGAUACAGUGGCUCUGCCCACAGUUGUCCACUCUAAAGGACUUCAGGCAGGCUCUCUGGCAGGUGUCUGGAACCUGGACCAAAAUAGCAACUCCAAGUCUGCUACAGGGAAUCUUGCAGCCCCCACCAGAAAUCCUCAUUGCCUGCCCCUGCAGCCUCCCUCUAGGCUCAGCCUGGGCAGUGGCGCAGCCAGAGGUCCAGAGCGCCACAGACUCCGUAACCCAGGCCGGGCCAAUGACAGCAACAGUGAAGGCAGCAACCAUGACUACCUGCCCUUGGUGCGGCUGCAGGAGGCACCUGGCUCCUUCUGUCUGGAUGCACCCUUUUGUGCAGCAGUGCACAUCCCACAGGAGCGUCUGUGCCGAGCCUCACCCUUUGCUGUGCAUCGUGCCAGCCUCAGCCCCACCUCAGCCUCAUCUCCCUGGGCACUUCUGGGCCAGGGUGUUGGCCAGGGCAACAGCACCAUGGCCUCCUGCAGUCCAUCUCACAGCUCGGGUUCUGAGGGUCUGGGCCAGGUGGACAGUGGGCGGGGUUCAGACACGGAGGCCUCAGAGCGGGGGGAUGGGCCAACCAGCGCUGAUUUGCGGGGCCGGACCUGGGCCACAGCUGUGGCGCUGGCGUGGCUGGAGCACCGCUGUGCUGCUGCCUUUGGAGAGUGGGAACUGGCGGCAGCUAAGGCUGACUGCUGGCUACAGGCCCAGCACCUGCCCGAUGGCCUUGAUCUGGCCGCCCUCAAGGCUGCAGCCCGGGGUCUCUUCCUGCUGUUACGCCACUGGGACCAAAAUCUGCAGCUACACCUGCUGUGCUAUAGCCCAGCAAACGUGUAAGCACCACCAGUUGCUUAGGCUGGAGCCCCACAGCACACUCAAGUCACUGCCACCCAGGACUAGCUUCUCAGUACUGGAAAGGAGUAGGUUGGUGUCAGCCUGACCCCAGUGCUUCUCAUCCCCUUCCGAGAAUCCUGUCCUCACUGAAAGUGCCUGCCUGUGCUCUCUCCCACUCCUCCCACCCUAUGUCCCUUCUCCUCCUAG